Messenger RNA from Peronospora farinosa, 1152 nucleotides. The record is from the annotation of a GenBank genome assembly. NCBI's taxonomy places the organism in Eukaryota, Oomycota, Peronosporomycetes, Peronosporales, Peronosporaceae.
AUGUCGUUCUUGACAUCCGUGACUGGGCAUUAUGUCGCUCACAGGUUCAGAUCGCUGUUUACUUCACGCAGUCGCCACUUCUCGCUUACCGUGCCUGGUCAACGUCCUUAUCGCGUCUUGUUCUUUGGCACAGACGACGUUUCGCUUGCUACACUAAAGUCGUUGCACGUCAAUAGCAAUGAGGAGAGAGGUAAUGAACGUCUCAUUGAGCACAUUGAGGUUGUGUGUCCAUCGGAUCGCCCCAUGAAUGGCCGCAAGAAGGACGACCCAGUACCUGUUAAGAAGUUUGCACAACGCUGUGGACUCAGAGUCUUUGAAACACCAUCGCAUCUUAAGUCGCUCAAAACGUGGGACUUUCCUGUGACCGAUAUGUUUGAUGUGGGAGUGGUUGUGUCCUUUGGCUACUUUCUGCACCCAAACAUGCUGAAAAACCUGCAUCAUGGCGCAAUUAACAUGCAUCCGUCCAUGUUGCCAAAGUACCGUGGCCCUGCUCCAAUCCACCAUGCCCUUUUGAAUGGUGACACGACGACAGGAGUUUCCGUGAUUGAAAUAGAUCCGAAGGCUUUUGAUGUUGGCCGCAUUCUGCUGCAAGCACCUUACGACAUCAAGCCCGGCAUCCAAUGCCAAGAGCUAGCACAGGAGCUUGCAGCUUUUGGAGCUGAUUGUAUCGUGAAAACGCUAGAGGAUUUGCCUGCACGCAAGAAGGAAGCAGUAGUACAGGACGAUGCGCAAGCGUGUAAGGCACCUAAAAUGAUGUUUAAAGAUGGCCUUAUCUCGUUUGAUGACUCUGCUACCGACAUCUUCCACCGGUGGCAGGCAUUGAGUAAUUCUGUUGGCAUAAGCGUUCAAUUUCGAGAAAAGAUGGUAAAGCUGAUAGAAGUCCGGCUUCCGUCAGACGAGGAGUUGCAAAGUGUUCAAGCUGACGAAAGCCGCAAUGGACCGGCAACGACUGGGACCUUUUUCUUUGAGAAGAAACGCCAGGCGUUCUGGGUACGAUGCGCAGAUGAUUCGUGGCUGUUGAUUUCAAAGCUGCAGCAAGCCGAUCGCAAAGUCGGGGCUGCUCUAGAUUUCUGUAAUGGAUAUCGGUUGAAAAACAUGCAACGCGAGCGAUUUGAAAAAGUGAUUAUUGAACGUGUCAAUAGCAAGCUGUAG